Notothenia coriiceps (black rockcod) is the source of this 728-nucleotide messenger RNA. Its product is annotated as myotubularin-related protein 7-like. The record is from RefSeq and is a predicted model, not a curated record. Gene Ontology annotation, biological process: phosphatidylinositol dephosphorylation. Lineage: Eukaryota; Metazoa; Chordata; Actinopteri; Perciformes; Nototheniidae. The transcript has 3 exons. Gene Ontology annotation, cellular component: cytoplasm. Gene Ontology annotation, molecular function: phosphatidylinositol-3-phosphate phosphatase activity; phosphatidylinositol-3,5-bisphosphate phosphatase activity. Bases 287 to 637 code for a protein of 116 amino acids.
GAACGCAUCACCGCAGCUGUUCUCAGCGUCACCGAGAGAGGAGACCGAGGAGAUAGUCUGGUACCGUUACCGGGCCGGGAUACCGUUAGUAAAGAAUCAUUUCCUUCCAGUUUAACGGAACAAAGUCUGGGUACCGGUUAUCAUGGGAAAUAUACCUUGCCAGCGCGGGAACAUCGGCCUCGAAGAACACAGCUUAUGUUUUGACGUAAAUCAGGGAAUAUAACAGCUGACGGCGAAAACACAGAACACCACACUCUCUCCAUCUCCUCCAUUUUGGUUGUCAGUGAUGGAGCACAUCCGGACGCCCAAGGUGGAAAAUGUGCGUCUCCUCGACCGGUCGUCAGGACAGAGAAAGGCCAGCAUUGGGACUCUCUACCUCUCUGCCACGCACACCAUCUUUGUAGAGAACAACCCAGAGACACGCAAGGAGUCCUGGGUGUUGCACAGUAUGGUGAGCAGUGUGGAGAGGACCCCCACCAUCCCCGCAGGAAGUCAGUUGAUCUUGCGAUGCAAAGACUUCCGGGUCUUCCAGAUCCUUGUUCCACAGGAGAGAGACUGUUUGGAUGUCCACACCUCAUUGGUCAGAUUGUCACGACCAGGUGCUUAUGUGUGUGUGAUCAUGUUUGUGAUUGGUUAAAUGUGUUUUAAAGGGAUUUCAUAAACAAAGACCCUGGAAAGCAUGUUGUCAGGAGCAGGUGGUGUCUAGUUCAGGCUGUGAAGCACUUUCA